AAUUGCAUGUAAGAACCAACUGCUCUAGAAGAAACUACGUGAUCGCGGGGCACUCAUCGUGAGUAAUGUCAAAUUGAUUGUCAAUUAAAACCUCCGAAAUGCAUAAAUUAAAGUCGUCGCAGAGAGAGAAAGUUCGGCAGUUCAUUGCGUUCACAAACACGGGAGAGAAGACUGCCAUUUACUGUUUACAACAACACGACUGGAGGCUUGAUAUAGCUUCAGAUAAUUAUUUCCAGAAGCCAGAUGUAUACUAUAGAGAAUCCAAAGCAGCAGUUGACAAAAAGACUCUUGAACAACUGUACAAAAGAUAUAAAGAUCCACAAGAGGAUGAUAAGAUCCUAGCGGAGGGGGUAGCUAAGUUCUGCGAGGACCUGAACCUCGAUCCUGCCAGCAGACCUGUCCUCAUCAUCGCAUGGAAGUUCAAAGCAGCCACCCAGUGUGAAUUCACGCGUAAAGAAUUCACUGAUGGCAUGACAGAGUUAGGGUGUGACUCAAUACAGACGCUGAGACUAAAAAUACCUACGUUGGAUAAUGAACUCAGGGAUACGUCUAAGUUCAAAGAUUUCUACCAGUUCACAUUUAACUUUGCUAAGAAUCCUGGCCAGAAGAGUUUAGAUCUUGAAAUGGCAAUUGCAUAUUGGAAUAUAGUACUUCAAGGAAGAUUCAAGUUCUUAGAUGAAUGGACGCAAUUUCUCAGAGAGCAUCACAAAAAGUCAAUACCAAGGGAUACGUGGAACCUCCUGCUUGAUUUCAGUAACAUGAUUGCUGAUGACAUGAGCAACUACGAUGAAGAAGGUGCUUGGCCAGUUCUAAUAGAUGCAUUUGUAGAGCAUGUUAAGCCGUCAAUACCCUGUAAAAGUACGGUAGUGUGACAGCAUGAAACAUCUCUCCUCCUUCCUGCCGCCAGCCAGCCAAUCAGUUCCUCAACAGUUACUUUCACGCUUGAAUACCACGCCGAAGGAUGAACGAUGACGCCUUGCACGGGACGAGAGACGUAGAAAACACCUGGAAAGAUUUGUGUGAAGUCGUCCGCGGAAAGGCAUCGUGAACACUGUGCGUGAGGUUGCUGCAUAGCCUCUAUGGUUUUCUACAGAAUAUGUGUAUUAUAGAGAGCAAGUAUGCCAUGCUUUAUACAGUGUUUGAACUUUUCUCGUGUGAAAGCAAGCUGCAUGAUGUUGAGACUAGAGAGAGGAGUAAAUCAUGUUUAUAUUCAGUAUUGGGAGAGUUGUUGGUGUGCCACUAUUUAACUGUUAAAGGACUAACUUUAAGGAUGUGUCUGUUCUUGCUACACAAAACAUCCUUUUCAUGUUGAGCAUGCACCAAGGUCGCGGUCAUUGUUUUUCAAUAUUUUGUUCCUUCAUUGCGGCCCGUGGUUUUAAAGGAAAGGAAGAUUUUUAUUUAUCUGAUUUUUGCAUCCAAAUGUAUCUGUACUAUUCUUUGUAAGUUCAGCCAUCUUUCCAGUGCGGAUGAGCAUUUGCAUUGAUGAUUUAAUGGCCGGAGCUGAAUAUUUUUGAUGAACUCAGGCCCUGUCUUUAAUACAAAGAGAUGCGACCGAUCCGGAUUGAUCACAAGUCCUCCAAUCAAUCUCAAAUGUACAAACUUCAAUCUCUUGAGUACAGAGUUGUAAUUGUUAUCAAGUUGCAAUCAAUUUGAAUUAAUCACUCCUCUUUGUUAGACAAUGCUGGUGUAUUGUUUGGAUCAGAAUUUCAGUUAUUGUUCAGUUUAAUAUCAGCAAUUCUGGAAACACCAUCUGUUUCCAAAUGAAUAUACCCGUAUGCCAGAAGCAGCCAGACGAUGCAGGUCCACCAAGUCGGCGGCAUAGCAAAGUAAAUUGUGUUUUGGUUCAUAUACUCUGUAGGGUUUCUCUUAUCUUUACAUGAGUUAUCUCUUUCUUCUUUCAUCCUCUGUACUCUUCUCUCUUUUCUCGAACAUCCCCUGUUUCUCCCUUUUGCUUGUUUCUGCCCUCUUCUGUUCUCUCAUUUUCCCUACUCUUUUAUCUUCAACUGUCCUCUCCUCUUUUCUGCCCAUAUCUCAUCUUCUUUCAAAUUCUCUCUUUUAAGAUUUGUUUCAUAAUCAUAUUUCUGUUCUUCCAUGGUGUAAUUUAAUUGAUAUUAUUAAUAUGUUCAGGGUAUCAGAGAACGUUUGUAUAUGGAGGAGGGGGUCAAUUUGGUCUAAAACAUGAAACUUUCAAGAUUUUCACAAAGAAAAGUCCUUGUGGAUUGCAAAAAAUAGAGUGUUGUGGCAAUUAUGGAAUCGAUUCUUUUGCUGCAUGAAACUUUUGCAAUAGACCCUACCGCCAAUAUGGUGAUAGACAGUAGAGGGCUACCUUUCUUCGACACUACGCAGGUGAGAACAUGCACAGAUACGAUACUGGUGGAUACGAUUAUACAAGGUUUCUUCUGAUUUCAAUUAGAACAGUGUCAUCAAAUUCCUGAUUUUACUAAAGUAUUGUUCAGGUUUCAUGAACUACCCUGAUGAUUUUAUAAAAACUAUGUAGGUAACAUCAUAAUCUGUCGCUUAUAUUUCAUUGGCUCCUAAACUAUCAUUUCUAUCGCACUUUCCAGUUUUCGACCCAAUGUAUUUGUAUGGGACCUGGCAGUGCCUUUUCUCCAUAUACCUAUGGUCAAUGCUGCCCUCUGUGGCCGAAUACCUUAGCGGUGAUAGUGAGAAUUCUUAACCACUUUUGAAGUUCUUGCACAUGAAAGUUUCAGGUCUUCAUCACUUGAUCUACUCUUCAACUUCAGUUUUCAUUUUUCUACAUAUACAGUCGACAGCGUCAGUCCAACUGUGUAAGAACAAAGUCCUUAUAAAACAAUAAAACAAGACCAGCAAAGUCACCUUGUUUUUACAAUCUUUUAUUUCAUCAUUAAUCUUUACUACAAGGUUCCACUUUAUGAACAGCCAUCGUAAGCUCAUCAUAUCCUCUUCAUUUUACAGGUCAUACACUGUCUUGCGCAACUCAUUGCAUUCUGUUAACAGCGGUUGUUUUAGCACAUGUACAUCUAACUUGGGAGGUCUGUGGAACUAAAAAAAGUCAUGCAUUUUUAUGUUAUUUUGUUAACAGGGAUUGCUUUGGUACAUGUACAUCUAACUUGGAAUGUAUGUAGUACUAAAUCAGUCAUUAUGCAUUUUCAUGUGUGAAUAUUCUGUUUUACAAUUGGUUGGUCAUCAUUUUGUUGCAUGUAAACAAUGUUUUUUUUAAAGACAUCAUAAAAACAUACAACAUGUACUGAGGUCAUUUUUCAUGCAAUAUUCCUUUGUAAAUGUGAGUAAUUUUGAAUUUCAAUGCAUGUCGCUGGUCUGGUGAUUCUUCAUUGCCAUUUCAAAUUGAGAGAAAUCCUGUUUAUUUGAGUCUGGCUUCCAAAAACGACAUUGUUUCAUUAGACAAGAACCAGAAAAGCAUUCAAGACACAUAGUAGUAGGUUUUCAUGGGGAAUUCGACACCAUUCGGGUGUUCACCUAAUAACAGGUGUUGUCAGUCACCAAGAAUGGACUUCACUUUUAUGACAGACUGGUCUUGUGUAAUGUACUGUGUCAUAGCCUACACCUUAGACAACAUGCACAUUUUUUGUGACUCCUUUAUACAUUAUUCUGAGAAUAAGAAAUGUAAUGUGCAUUGGCGCUCUUUUAUUGUGGCACUAAUGUAUGUCACCCAUCAUUGAGCCGAGAUUGGUUAGGACCAAGGGCUCGUUCAUAUGAUGUUGUAAUCCACCAUAAAAAUGAAGAAAAAAUAAGUGCUGCAGGUUUUUUUAAAUGUGUAGAUGAACUUGCAACAAACAAAAGUACUACUUGUAUCCACUUAGCUAGUGUUAUAAGAUACAGAAGUUUGCAGCAUAUUACUCUUUACAUCAUCACAAAGAACCUGCCAUGCUCUUUUCCUUUGAUCAUUUAUUAUUCAAACUGGAAAACGGCUUUAGAAUUUCCUAAUAUUCAUCGUGGAAGAUCACUCAAAUAAAGAUUAAUUAAAAAUUAAUUUAUCAUUUAACUUGGUCCCUUGAAACUUUAGACUGCUAAUUAUCUGUAUCGAAAUAGCAACAUGUGUUAUUUAUGUUGACAACAUCGUGUAUCCGUGAAACCAAUAGAGAAUCGCCUCUUCAGCUUGAUAUGUAGAAUUUCAGUUUAGAGGUUGAAAACAAACGCAUGCUUAGAAGGAGAGAUGUAUCAAACAAGUCUUUAGUUGUAUUGUACAAAUGUAUAGUAAGAAAUAGUUUGGGGGAUUCCCCAAGCUUGUUAAUUAUAUCAUCAUCCGAUUACUGCUGCAGACUCUGUAUUCCCUCAGUGCAAGGGAUUACAGGAGAGAUCUGCAUUUUAACAUAACAAAGCUAGAAAAUGAGAAUUUUAUCUUUUAGAUAUCGGUAGUGUAGAAAUAGUAGGAAGGAUGAUAUAGUAAGCUAGAGAGAGAUGUUGGGUUGUGUAUGCAUUCUAUAUAUUUGUAGACACAUGUUGAUUUUGGUGAUGAACAUAUAAAUUGAAAUGUUAUAGAGUGUGUAUAAAUAUAAAAAAGAAUGAUUUCUACAUUAAUAUCAUA
This is a messenger RNA of Strongylocentrotus purpuratus (purple sea urchin), 4528 nucleotides long. RefSeq names its product DCN1-like protein 1. Gene Ontology annotation, molecular function: cullin family protein binding; ubiquitin conjugating enzyme binding; ubiquitin-like protein binding. Gene Ontology annotation, cellular component: ubiquitin ligase complex. The transcript has 7 exons. The coding region runs from base 99 to 872 and encodes 257 amino acids. Gene Ontology annotation, biological process: protein neddylation; positive regulation of ubiquitin-protein transferase activity. The record is from RefSeq and is a predicted model, not a curated record. NCBI's taxonomy places the organism in Eukaryota, Metazoa, Echinodermata, Echinoidea, Camarodonta, Strongylocentrotidae.